AUGGAGUCGUCGACCGUCGCCGAGCAGCGCGCAACCGCUGUCGCGAAGCUCAAACGUGCGGCGUCACUACCUCGCAUGAAAGACGGGCGCCGCCCACCGAUGCACGUCGAGGCAGUUAGUGAGGGAGAGAGGAUGGAAGAUGAUGGGCGGGCUGAUGAGGAGAUUGCGGACGAGUCGGAUGUAAGGCGGGAGUCGCAGGAGGAAGGGUCGGACCAGGGACCUGGGACGGAAGCACCGGCGGAGGAGGCGAAGGUCGAGGACACACCGCCACCGCAGCCACCAGAGACCCCAGUGCAGUCGGAGAGCACACCGACUCGCACGAAGCGGAGGUCGCGGUCACGGACGCGUUCGAGGGGCUCCAGGGACAUGAAGAACAAGACCUCGAAACAUUCGCCACACAUCAGCUCUGCCAGCCAUACAAACGAGUCUUCCGCGGACGAGUUCUAUCCCUCUGCACCAGGAGAGGAUGCGCCUCCAUCGCCCGUCCUUGUCUCGCCUAUACCGUCUCAGGCGUUCAUGUUGCCAGCUUCGCGGUUGCUCGCUUCGCCGCUUUUCAUGCCAGGGACACAACCUCCAACACCGCUGCCCACGCUCAACGACUUGCAGACCGUCGCUCGGAUGGGUUUGUACAGAUCAAACAGUGCGGGCGCAGCUAGAGCCAUGGCGAUGUCCAAGUUGACUGGCGAACCUGUGGACCUUGCGUUCAUCUCGCCUUCUGCGACACCCCCACCCGGCGGCGCACGGCUUCAGCGUAACAACACAGUCUCUGGAGGUGAGAGGUUAGCCGCGCGAAGACUCAUGCUGAACAGGCUGGGCAACCGAAUCAAUGCAACGGACGGAGAUCAGACGAGUGGUGGCGAAGAGGCACCCGCACCGGUCCUACCACCGAAGCGCAGGAGGCGGCGAUCCAAACGCGCUUCCUCGCGUGCUUCGACGGUGGUGGACGAUCGAGAAGAGCGCGAGCCUCCUUCCACUACGCCUAACACCCCGCUCGUACCACAGUCGCCGCUACUCGCGUUGAACUUCAAUGUCCCGGAGCCUCCGCGUCCGCCGACGGCGAAUGGAGAUGCUGGCCGCGCCUCUCCGCUAAAGAAGCUGAACGGUAGCCUCACUUACGACUGGGAGAAACCCACCGGUCAUCGGGGCGUGGUUGUCGAGGACGAGGACGAUGCACCCGAGCAAUUACCGCUCCCCAAGCCGCCUGUGACACCUGCGCGCGGAUUCGCGCAGUCUUCCGGAGUUCGCUUGCCACAUUCGUCCGAUGCGCCAUCAAGCACUUCGACGGACUCAGCACCCGCAGGCGCCAUCGGAGUGCCAGUAUUCCUGUCCAGAAAUGCUGGACUUGGGCGUGAGGUAUUCCCAGCGAGCCCAUUCGCUACUCCUUUCAAGGAGAAGCCGUUCCCGGAUGAUGACGAGCAGGUGCCUUAUCAGGAAACAAGGAGUAGGUCGAGACUUGCUUUCGAGCGCGAAAGUGAGAUCAGUUGGGUAGCUGAGCCAUUGCCUGUUGAGCGUCCACCUGUGGAGGAGGACGAAGACGAUGAGGACAUGGACGAUGAAGACGAAGAGGAGGACGUGCAGGAUCCCGAUCCCGAAGUUGAGGAAGGCGAGGAGGCCAGUGUUGACAUCGAACAGCCUGCGCAACUCUCGUUUGAUCGGCCUCAGCUCACAGCACGAACUGACCUAGUUGUUGACCUCGAGACGUCUCCCGAACCCACAUCCUCGCACAUUGUACCUUCCCCCAUCUCCCCAAUAGCCCCCCUCUCAUCCCCGACACCUGACCUUCAAUUGAACACGCAAAUCUCCCCUGUUACUUAUCCUCGGGCGCUUGCUGUGGGGACGCCCAGCCAACUUGACCGCGUUCCUAGCGCCGAGCUCUCCGACUGGGAGGACCGGGCGAGGCUGACUGACUCUACGAUCAAACGCCCUGCGGAUCCCACCAGUGCCUGGGAGCGCGUGAAGAACACUUUUGGUAUCAGCCGAAGUGCCUCUGCCAGCGGCCGACGCUCCCGCACCAACAGCAUCAACGCUCGGGACCGUCGCAACAACACGGAUUCCAGUGUUAGUCGUGAUAGUCGCGUCAGUCUUUCGAAGGAGAAGGGUGAACACGCUCACCCUGAUACACAGCCGCCGUCCGCUUCCACGUCCAUGCUCUCUCUCCCCGCCGGUGCUCAGAUGGGCCUGCAUUCUCCAGUACCACCUGCGACCCCUGUGGAGAGGUUGAUGUACGAGACAAACUCCAAGUUACACCCCUUCCCUGGCCUGAAGCCUUCGUUCCCUAACAUGAAGGCCGACGGGAAGGGAGGGAAGCCGAUGACGCCGUCCGCCUCAAGUCCGGAUGUUGCUUCGCCCAAUGGCCUGGGAGAGGCACCCAGCUCGAGUUCAUCGAACACCGCGACAUGGCAGUUUGAGAACGGCAGGGAACGCAAGCUCUCCCAUCAAGCGUCCGACAGUCGUCUCCUGCCAAAGUUCAACGGCGCCACCUCGCCGCCUCCUGUGUCGGCUGUUAACUCGAACACUUCGCAAGGUGAUUACUUCAGUGUGCAUCUUGUUCCUGCUCCUGUAAACGCAAGCACUACAGGUUCGAUGAAGCUGCCGAUGAAUCGGGAAGGCGUGAAGAAGUGGCUAAGCGCGAAGAAACUUUUCUCCUCCCAGACGUCCCCUGUCACGUCAACUAGCGGUUCCAGCUCGCCUCCGUCGGAAACUCGACCACGGAUGGGACAGAAGAAGGGGUCAUUCUCCGACUUGUUGCCCAACAGAAAGGAGAUAGACAACGAUUGGGAAGAACCUAGCCGGGGCAAGUCACCGACGCCGUUGAGUCCUCCAAGUACCUCCACCUUGGGCAAGCCGCGAGAUGGGAGACUGCCCCCACGAGGGCCAACUCCUGUGUUCCCCAGCCAUGAUUCUAGCCCGGAGACAGUCUUGUCCCCACGGCCAGACGUGGAUUACGGCAGAUCAAAUGGCGUGGCAUCGCCGUCCGACUUCUCCGCCUCGUACCCAUCCCCGCCUGAUCCACCAUCCUCGACAACUCCAGACCCACAAUCCUCCCUUGACGACUUCCCCAUCCGCUCGACUUCCGAGUCAUACUCUGACUCAUCGUUGUCUCAUCGCUCUACAGACCAGCUGCGCACGGAGCCUUCACAAAGCGCAUUCAUCCUCGAGCGUCUCGAGGAAGUGCUUGGACGAGGCACGAAGGCUUCCAUGUACCCCGACGACCCUCCAAGAAAACUCGUCAUGUCUUCACCUCUCCUCCAGGUGGCAAACGCCAACACUGUCAAAGACAGAUUCCUGUUCCUCUUCAACGACAUCUUGGUCAUCGCGAAGCCUAUCGUGCAGGAUCAUGAUGCGUUGUUGGACACGACCAAACCCAGUCCGCUGGACAGGAAAUUCAUCGUGAAGAGUGUCUGCCAGCUGCGCGAUCUCCGUUUGUGCAGUGACCGAGACGAACCGCGCUCGAAGCUGUCCAGCAACACCAAUCAGAUGCGCCAUCCGGUGAUAGGGAACUUUGUGAUGCAGUUCUCAAAGGAUCCUGACCAUGCCAUCUCUGCGUUGUUUGCCAAAACGAACUGCAGAGACGAUCCGACCGCUCUUGGACAGUUACUCUUCCGUACUGUGGAUCUGGAUAGAGUGAGACUGGGGGAGUAUCUGUCUCGUCGGACAUCUAAGGUCGUCCUUAAGGCCUUUGUCGAUACAUUUGGCUGGACGGCUCUGAGGAUCGACAAGGCUCUCAGAGUCUUCCUCCAGGCAGUCAACGUCCCGAACAAGCCAGGUUCGCUGGAGUACCUUCUAGACUCUUUCGCUAGUCGGUGGUACGAAGCCAAUGCAGGAGUCGUCGCGUAUGAUAAGGACCUCGCCAUCCGGCUUGUGCGUGCUAUCGUGCAGCUCAACGAGGUCAUGCACGGGGCUAUCGCGCAGGAGUCUGGAAUCACAGGUUACCCGAGGCGCAACGUCACGUCGCACGACUUCGUCGAGGCCUUCAGAAAGUUCGACCGCAGGGGCCUGGUCAGUGACGACCUCCUGAACAAGGUCUAUACCUCGGUUCGGAAGGAGAGACUGACGCAGGCACGCAGCCUAUCUGCGUCUACGUCCCAUCCUGAUGUCCCUGUCACCCUCAAGCGCCACCUUCCUUCUCGCCUCACCUACCGCAUGCAAUCAGAGCCCGUCAUCCUGCGCAUACCGCAGCCCGACCCACAACUCACGAUUCAAUUAUUCGGUCAGGAUCUGGUCUUUGAUCCGCCUGUGCUCAAUUUCUCCAAGUCCUCGGAGGCGUCCUUCCGCGUCACUGGUACGUCGCUGGGCACGAAGUCGAUCAUCAUGUGGCGCUCUGGACCGAACGGGAUCCUGUACUCUGGCCUGCCACUCAGUAACACGGUGGUCGUCGAGCGGGCUUUCAUGCGUAACACCUUUCAACUGGCAUUCGUCGACCACCGCGGCGCAAAGCGGAAGUACAUGUUCAGCCUUGACGAUCCUCUCAUGCGUCACCAGUGGGCAGUCUCGAUCAGACGUCAAAUCGACAUCGUGGCGUCCACGGUGUCACCUGCGGAGGCGUCAGGGUCGUCAUCGAAGACGUACAAAGCCAACGAGAGACUCGCCUUCAGGGUCCUCCAGGAGACAUUGAUCAGCAACUCUGACGAAGAGGACGCAGUUCCACUGUCUCCAGUUGACCAGGCGCUAGCGCGGCUAAACGGUGGACCUUCGCAGAGGCAUGCCCCUAACGGCAGCAUGUCAAGCGGACGUGGUGCCCUGAACGGCCAACAUAGUAAUGGAUGGCCUGGGGCAGAGCGCAGAAGCAACGGCGCAAGCCUUCACGUCCGCUCGAAAUCCCGAAGCAAGGUAUACCAUCGUCAUGGCCCUGGCAAGUUCGAGUUGGAGCUGAACGAUAGCUCUGAUGCUCGCACGGACGACGAGCAAGUCCAGCCUGACGGCUCAGCACAUUCACAGCGACAGCGUCUAUGGAGCGGGCGAGAUCUCGAUAUCGUCUGUCGGCAGAACAGCCUGAUCACUCCGAUGUUGGCAUACUUGCAAGCCGGCCGGAGAGAUACUGACAUGUCGGCUAGUGCUCUGUCAUAG
Fomitopsis serialis is the source of this 5067-nucleotide messenger RNA. RefSeq lists its product as uncharacterized. The record is from RefSeq and is a predicted model, not a curated record. Bases 1 to 5067 code for a protein of 1688 amino acids. Gene Ontology annotation, molecular function: guanyl-nucleotide exchange factor activity. The transcript has 2 exons. Gene Ontology annotation, biological process: regulation of ARF protein signal transduction. NCBI's taxonomy places the organism in Eukaryota, Fungi, Basidiomycota, Agaricomycetes, Polyporales, Fomitopsidaceae.